AUGGCCUCGGCCCCGACACCGGCACCCUUUCCAAAUCAACGCUUGCUUCCUCAUCUCUCCAGCACCAACAUCGGAGCCGCCAUCGAUCUUGCUACUAUUUCUGCCAUCUCGUCAAAUACUUUUUCCAUCCCUACCUUGUCCUCGCCGAUACCUUGGCAAAGGGCGACCCAACCUCGCCUCAUGUCGUCCACCCAAUCCUUGGCCCCAAACCCAAAGGCCUACAACACACUCGCCUCCGCAUACAGCAAACGCAAUGGAACCGCCAACACAGCAACCACUUUGCCUACAGCCUUGGGCUCUGACGAAGCGCUGACUCAAGCAUAUGCAGCUCGCCCUCUGCCGCAGCACAUGCCAUCGCAUACCGGAGUCGAACCAUUGCGCAGUCGAGUCUAUGGUUUGACCACCGACCUGCGAGAAACCAGGGCAAACCCAGCCAACGCCAACACGCCAGCACUCGACGAUGCCACCAAGAUGGCACGUCUGCUCAACCAGCAAAAACCCAACUUCAGCGUCGAGGUGAUUGCAAGUUCAUUCGACCACCGUGGCUAUCCCGUCCUCUCAGGUCGAGCUGCUACCGUGCGCGGUGUCGUUCGCAUGCCUGCCACCAAAGGCUGCGAUGUGAUGAUGACCAUCUCUGCACACACCACUUCUGGUUCGCCAGCAGCCGUAUGGCAAGGUACCGCUCUGGCGCCAUGGUCGACAGGAGGUGAAAAGACGGUUUUCGAAACUCAGGACCGCCUCGUCGCCAACUACGAUCUCGUACGUCCACCUGCUGCUUACGCGCCAAACAACCAAGAAUCUGCGGAUCAAGAUGAUCUGAUUCUACCAAUCCCUUUCCAGGUGCAACUGCCGCUGGGUAAAGCGACACGUCUCAUUGACGGCGAGAUGCAGGCCGUUCCCGUCUCGCUCCCGCCAAGUUUCGAGAUGAGCUCCAAGCACGCUGCUCAGGAGAAGCGAGACAUUCGUCUUGCUACAAAGGGCAAAGCCAAAGGUCCAAUGGCGAGGGAGCUUAUGGAGAAGGGCUUCGAAAAGGUUUACAGAAUUGGAUGCUACUACCAGGUUACCUGGACUCUUUUCCGUCCCAGCAGUGACAAGUCGAAAAAGUCAUUGAGCAAGUCAGGCAAAGACACGGUCGCUGAGGGUGACUCUUUGACAUUGCCCUUCAUCUUCCUGGGCGAGCCAACGACAAUGCCUCCUCACCCACCUACCUUGCCCUCCAUCAUCAGUCCGGAUGUGUUCCUGGAGCCAAACGCGACACUAGGCGACCAGUGGACUGUUCACCGUUCGCAAGCAAAGUGGACAGGCUCAUUGCUCAAAACAUCACCAAGGACGCUCGAUAUAGAGCUGCAUAUUCCCAACCCACCUGUCAUCCAGGCACCUUCUGUGUUACCCAUCAUGGUCGUCUUGCGACCCACCGACCCCACUUUACUCUCGCAAAUUCGAACACGUGCGCUAAGCGAGACUUUGACCACGCCAGGAUCGCCAGCUGUCACCCAAAUGGGCGACCCGAUCGAGAUGGUCACUUUACCUGGCAUGUCUUCCAGCGGAUCGACAGUGGCAUCACCUCCACCGCAGCAUCAACACUAUCAGCAUCAACACUAUCAGCAUCAACACUAUCAGCACUAUCAGCAAUAUCAGCACUAUCAGCAUCAGCAGCAGCAGCAGCAGCAGCAGCAGCAGCAGCAACGCGACCCCGAAACUGAAUCGAUCAAGACGACACGCAGCACUUUUUCCAAAUUGAUCAAGCCUUCCAUGAGUUUGGCUCGACUGCCAGGAUCCUUAUCCCGCAAAGGUGGAUCCAGCAUCUUCCGCGGUCGACGUCCCAACACAGCACCCAGCUCUGGCAGCUCCGAUACUGGCUUCACUGAUGCCAUGACUGAUAGGACCUUUGUAGCUGCAGGUGCCAUGCCAGAUCUUGUCAGCUUGGUGUGCGUUUCGCUGAUUCAGACAACCUUUAGCAGCAACGACAAUGUCAACGAUGGACCCGAGCAUCGCAGGAAAUUGUUGUCCGUAGCAGACCUGGAAGAAGUGGAUGUGCAUGCUUUGCUGCUCAACUCGGACUCUUCUGGCAGUCAGUCCGGAUCUCGACCUGGUUCCAGCCGAUCACCGGAUGAGAUGAUGCAGAUUAAUCAAGCAGCCGCAGCAGCUCGAGCUGCAGGUCUCAGGGUGCUUGUUGGCAACCUUAAGGUGGCAGGCACCACUCCACCUAGUUUCCGCUGUCAUGGGCUCGAAGUCAAGUACGCGCUCAAAGUGGAUCUCUUGCCCGCCAACAGGUAUAGUAGAGGCGAUGGCGUAGAAAAGGCGUUGCGUAAUUUGGGUAUUGGUGGUCGAAGUCGUGGAUUCUCAGAUGGCAUAAGUACUACUGCUUCAAUGCACACCCAGACACAGUUUACUUGCUUAUCAGGUGAGGCGGCGAGCAGUCCACCUACUACACCGCCUAAUGUCAUGUCUCCUUCUCUCUUCGGCUCUCGUUGGCCGGGUGUGGGUGUGGGUGUGGGUGUGGGUGUGGGUGUGGGUGUGGGUGUGGGUGUGGAUUCGCAGCAGCAGCAGUCUCGUCCAGCCCUCGCCAGGCGCACCUCCUCCCCUCUUAGUGGAAGCGGCAAGGGCAUCAACAAUACGCAGAAUGUAGGAAUGGCUAUUUCGACUAACGAGGAAAGUGCAGUCCCUACCGAAUUGCCUGAAGCACAAGAAAUUCUUUCGCCUCGAAUGCAAGCCUCUUGCCGUACUCCACUUGCACCUUAUCCGAACGCAUACCCGCAGCAGCAGUCGAUGGGAGCAGGUAGAAGCACCCCGUCAGUGUACGGUUCAGGCAUGUCGAGCGCCGCCUCGAUGAGAACCGGCUGGGGAAGCGGUCAUUCGAUUUCCGAAGCUUCUCAUAUGCAAAGCAGUAUCUACAUGUCAGAAUGGGGUCGGGAUAGGAAAACGGUUUCCAAGAUCAACAAGACGAUUGGAGAGAUGUGGCUCGAUGUUAGGCUUGUUAGAGGUUAUGGCGCCUACUAA
Molecule: messenger RNA, 3000 nt
Organism: Ustilago hordei
Lineage: Eukaryota; Fungi; Basidiomycota; Ustilaginomycetes; Ustilaginales; Ustilaginaceae
Exons: 1
Coding region: 1-3000 (999 amino acids)
Source: RefSeq, a predicted model, not a curated record